AUGGCAAGAGCUGGAACCGGGAAUAAGGAGACAACUCUGUACCUCCAUAUGGCGUCUCUUCCGGAUCAUGUGAGAGGUCAGAUUUUCCUUGAUAAAGUCGGUUUAGGGACGCUCAGGAAGCUCGCAGAUAAAAUUGCAGUGUCUGGUUUCUAUGUGGUGGUUCCUGACUUCUUUUACGGAGAUCCGUACAAUCCCAAUGAUCCUAAGAGACCCAUGGUGGAGUGGCUAAAAGAUCAUGGAACGGAUAAAGGAACUGAAGAUGCGAAAGCAGUUGUUGCAGCUUUGAAAAGUAAAGAAGUAUCUGCAAUUGGGGCUGCGGGCUUUUGCUGGGGUGCGAAGGUAGUGGUGGAAUUAGGGAAGCACCGUCUCAUCAAUGCUGCAGUGCUUUGUCAUCCUUCAUUUGUCACUGUUGAUGAUAUUAAAGGCAAGCAUCUAGUUGAAACUCCCAUCGCCAUACUUGGAGCCGAGAAUGACAACGUUUCUCCACCAAAGCUGGUGAAACAGUUUGAGGAAGCUUUAUCUGCGAAAGCUGAGGUGGAUUCUUUUGUGAAGAUCUUCCCGGGGGUGGCACAUGGAUGGACGACAAGGUAUGACGUUAAUGAUGAAGCAGCUGUGAAGAAGGCAGAAGAAGCGCGUCAGGACAUGUUGGCCUGGUUCACUAAGUAUGUCAAGUAAGAGAAGAUACUUUGUAUAUGAUUAAAAACAACAUUUGAUAGUGCAAGCUUGAGUUGUAUUGUAACCUGCUUCUCUCUCUGUUAUUAAUGGGAUUCAGUGAGUGAAGUAUGAGUUGUAUGUAUAACCUACUUCCCUUUGUGUUAUUAGUGCGACUCUCAGUCAGUGAUUCCUAUGAGUCUGUGGAUGCCAUUAUCAAGUUGAUUGUUUGUUCGGUUUUGGAUAUUACUUGCCAAAUAUCUAUUAUUACAA
Magnolia sinica is the source of this 924-nucleotide messenger RNA. RefSeq names its product endo-1,3;1,4-beta-D-glucanase-like. The transcript has 6 exons. Bases 1 to 675 code for a protein of 224 amino acids. Lineage: Eukaryota; Viridiplantae; Streptophyta; Magnoliopsida; Magnoliales; Magnoliaceae. The record is from RefSeq and is a predicted model, not a curated record. Gene Ontology annotation, molecular function: hydrolase activity.